Molecule: messenger RNA, 1647 nt
Organism: Pimephales promelas (fathead minnow)
Lineage: Eukaryota; Metazoa; Chordata; Actinopteri; Cypriniformes; Leuciscidae
Gene: alad
Product: aminolevulinate dehydratase
Biological process (GO): heme biosynthetic process
Cellular component (GO): cytosol
Molecular function (GO): zinc ion binding; porphobilinogen synthase activity
Source: RefSeq, a predicted model, not a curated record
AAACCGCAUGAAACACACACAUACACACACACACACACGCCGUUUGAGGUUCCAGAAGGAGAAACACUUCAGUUACUGUAGCAAGGUCUGGGUCAUUUUCAGUUUCCAUUCCCAUCCUGAACACAGAGACGAUGACACAGCCGGCAGACUCCAUUCUACACAGUGGUUACUUUCACCCAACUCUCCGAUACUGGCAGACCUGUGCUUCAGACCUUAGGCCAGAUAACCUCAUAUAUCCUAUCUUCAUUACUGACAGUCCUGAUGCAGUGGAACCAAUUGCAAGUCUACCUGGUCAAGCGAGAUAUGGCGUCAAUAAGAUAGAGGGUUUACUUCGUCCCCUUGUGGAUAAAGGCCUUAAGUGUGUGCUGAUUUUUGGAGUUCCUGCAAAUGUUGCAAAGGAUGAGAGAGGCUCUGGUGCAGACAGAGAUGACACGCCUGCAGUGCUGGCUGUGAAGAAACUGAGGAGCACAUUUCCUGAACUUGUGUUGGCCUGUGAUGUGUGCCUUUGCCCCUAUACCUCUCAUGGCCACUGUGGAAUCCUCCGUGAAGAUGGCAGCCUGGAUAAUGCCGCAACCUGUUUGAGGUUGGCUGAAGUAGCUCUGGCUUAUGCUCUAGCAGGCUGCCACAUCAUCGCCCCUUCUGAUAUGAUGGAUGGACGAAUUGCAGCCAUUAAGCAAGCACUAAUCAGUAAUGAUCUUGGCAACAAGGUGUCAGUGCUGAGCUACAGUGCUAAAUUUGCCUCCUGCUACUAUGGACCAUUCAGGGAUGCUGCCCAGUCUAAACCUGCUUUUGGAGACAGACGAUGCUAUCAGCUUCCCCCUGGUGCCAGAGGACUAGCACUGCGGGCCUGUGACCGGGAUGUGAAAGAAGGUGCUGACAUGCUGAUGGUGAAACCUGGAUUACCAUACCUUGAUAUUGUGAGAGAGGUCAAGAAUAAGCACCCUACUCAUCCACUGGCAGUGUACAAUGUAUCAGGCGAAUUUGCCAUGUUGUGGCAUGGAGCUGAAGCUGGAGCUUUUGAGCUGCGCACUGCAGUUAUGGAGGCUAUGACUGCCUUCCGUCGAGCAGGAGCUGACAUAAUUAUCACCUACUACGCUCCUCAAUUGCUCACAUGGUUAACGGAGUAAUCUGUUGAUUCUCCUGUGUGAAUAAACCUGGAUCAAAGCAAACUCUUUAUUUUUAAACUUUCUCUUUCUGAGAGUGACACUAAGGGGGACAAAAUCUGACAAGCAAAUAUUAGUACACAAAUCAGUCUUUUCAGAAGAUUUUUUAAUAUGAUUUAUGUAUUUAGUUAGAAACGCAUGUAAGCAAACUGUGAUUUUUCUAGUUCUCAAAUUUGGGUGUUUGGUGUAUUACUUGAAAAGUGUUUUCAUUAAGAUAUGUUUUACUGACUACAGUGUAAAACUGUCAUAAGACUCAAGUCAUGGAAGGCACUGUGUCUCAAUUCAGCAGCUCUGAGUAAAACUCCCAGCCACUUUGGCAAAUUAUGUGUUUUAAUAUGAAUAUCCGUAUGUCAAGGCUAACGAUGCAAAUAACACUGUAAACCAUGCAUUAAAUAGAGUUUUUACCAGGCAAUGGUUCACUACUAUUAGAAAUAGAGCAAAGAAAAGAGAUCAAUAAUUGGGGGAAACAAGAAGGGGGUGAAUU